AUGCCCGGGCCUCCGAGCGAGUCCCCGGGUCAGUUACCGUCCCUCCGUCGCUCGUUCACUCUUCCAGCCAAAUUAAGUCCCCAAGCGCCGCGCGAUGCGCCAGCGCUCUCCGAAAAUGUGAUCUUCUACCACCCAAAGGCGAAAAUCGUCAAGUUUGCUCCUCGCGCCGUCCACCCCAGCCCCUCGAGUUCUGCGCCAUCUGACUUCGACUAUCCCGUUGAUACAAUCGAAACUCUGCCCUGGCGCUCAGCUACCGAACGAACCGUUGCGACGGCGCCUCUGCGACUCGAGAAGGUGCAUGGACUGACAGUCUUCCUGAAAUGCGGAAAUGUGGUCCAUGCGAUCCUGAAGAACUCGCAAUGUUGGUGUGUGGAUGGAGUGUCGAAAUUCGUCUUGCGCAUUCGCCCUCUCACCUACUAUCGCAUCGAGCUGCCGCAUGAAACGGAAGAGGACCACCGCGCGGUGGGAGACUUGAAAAAUGCGUUGCCCACAGUCUUGCGAUACGAGGUUACGCCAUGUCCCUUCAAGCGCGCAUUCACUGUCGAAAUACCAGAAGAAGCCAUGGCUCCUCGGCGCAAAAAGGCGUGGCGCCCCAAGGCUCGGAGGGAGAGUGCGCCUGCGAAUUCUCUGGGCACGCCGGAUUCGCUAUCGCCUACCAAGUCUGAUGGGGUGGAUUCCACGAGUACGGGGGAUGACACCGACGGUAAUGCAACCGAUGACAGUGAUCCUACCUCCAACAAAGCCAACAGUACAGCUUUGGAAACAAUACCCGAUGGCGAUGAGUCGUCUCUGUCCACCGACUCCAUGGAUCCGCCCAUAGCUCCCGCUCCUCCUCGGCGCUCAGUGACUGAGACCACGCAAACUUUUACCAGCUUGCUGGCAAAGUUUGAAGCUACAUCGGUGCAUGAAGAAGAUUCCGACAGUGACAGGCGACCCGACGCUGAAGCAUUGCAAGCAGCCGACGAAGCCGAAGCACAACCUGAGCUUGAAGCACUAUUUGGAACUGAAGCAUUCGGUGAUGCGGAGGCGUCGUCUAAUGCCGAGGGGUCAUCUCAAGCUGAAACGAUUGCCGAGAUUCAAAAUGCUGAAGCACUUCCCGAGAAUCAGCCAUCGUCUUGUUCCGGAGCAUUGCCUCUAUCUGAAGAUGCCGAAGCGCUGCCGGAAGCUAAAGAGGUUAAAGAAUCGUCUGAAGCUCCAGCUCAAUAUGGAGCACAACCUGAAGACCAGAAAUCACCUGUCACCAAGACAUUGCCAGAAGCCGAAGAAUUUGAUGCACUGCCCGAGGCCAAGGAAGCCCAAGCUCUCCCGGAAGUUGAAGCUAAGGCUUCGCCUGUCGUUGAAACAGUCGCUGAAGCCGAAGAGGCCAAAGAAUUGACUGAGGUUGAACCAUUUUCUGCAACAGAAGCAAAGCCUGAAGCAUUUCCCGAGGGUGAACUGCCCGAAGUCGAGGGUUUACCCGAUACAGGAGUGGCGACUGAAUCCGAUGCUUCACUUUCAUCCAGCCCUGCAUCAUUUCACUCCGCGGAUCUGCUUUCACCAGCCGAUACCAAUUCCACUCAUGCUAGCCCCGUGGAAUUCUGUGGCCUGACCGAAAAGAUCAUCAAGUGCCAUGAUCAUAUUAUCUCGCAGGCCGCUUCUCAGGAUCAAGUGCCUCCCAAAAUAGUACGGAAACGGCAACCUGAAAAGCUUGAAAGCUCCAAGAGUGAAGACAUACUCGCAACACCGCCAAUGAGGGUGCAACGCAUUGUCAAGGAGGACCCGCCAAGGCCUACUUCAGACUUGUCCGUCUCCUCGAGCUCGAGGUUGUCCGCUGGAUCUGUCAUCUCGUCCACAGCGCCGCACACAGAUUUCAACCACAUGAGCGCCGAAUUCCGUCGUCGCGCACGGGCUACACGGCAGCGAGACCUUUCGCCUAUGCCUCCUCCCUCUACUAUCUACCAUCCGCCCCCAACUCAGGAUGCUACAUCAAUUCUUACCAAGGCACUGACUAUGGUCUUGAUACCACCGAUGUAUCUGUUUGUCAUUUUGCUGCACGUUGCCGCACGCAUCGUUGCUAAUCCAGCUGUUGACUCCACUUCUAAGGCUGGCCAGCCACCCCGUCCAGACUAUGUCAAUGAGGAUGAUUUCAGUUUUCCCUUGGAGCCUGAAACGCCUUCUGAAUAUGAAGACGCCAACCUUUCCAGCAAAAUGGAUCCAUGGGACCUGGACUAA
Messenger RNA from Penicillium lagena, 2211 nucleotides. RefSeq lists its product as uncharacterized. Gene Ontology annotation, biological process: peroxisome inheritance. The coding region runs from base 1 to 2211 and encodes 736 amino acids. NCBI's taxonomy places the organism in Eukaryota, Fungi, Ascomycota, Eurotiomycetes, Eurotiales, Aspergillaceae. The transcript has a single exon. Gene Ontology annotation, cellular component: extrinsic component of intraperoxisomal membrane. The record is from RefSeq and is a predicted model, not a curated record.